UUGACUCCCUUGUAAAACAACCGGCCAAUCAGCUGAUCGCAUGGGGACGAUGGAAACAAUCUUUUUAAAGCCGCAAAUAACAAAAACAUAGGCUGAAGUACUCAUUGCGUAGAAAUCGUUAUUGUAUAGAUAUUCAGAACUGAAGGUAUUUAGAGACUUACCUUGCAGAAUUCGAGAAGAGAUGUGAUCUUUGAGUAGAGUACAAGACAAACAUUAGUUCAAACAACGAUUGGAAACAAAUAUGGAGUCUAGUCAAUCUAAUCAUGAAAACAAGCCUAGCGAGGAAAACGAGCCAUCAAGUGAGGCUUCUCCAUCUGAUCAGAAAGUCUCUCAAGAAUCUGAUAAGAGUUCAAAAGAAUUACUAUGCGAGAGCCCGGCAUCAACAUCAGCAUCUUGUAGUGAUCUGAAGAAGUGUGAGAGCAAAGAUACAGCUAUUCCUGGUUCAUCCAGCGAUGCAACAAAGUUGCCCCUUUCUCUUAAAGCGCAGAGGGCUCGUAAACGUGAAAGAUGUGACGAUGAUGAUGAUGAUUGUAGUGAUACUGAAGACUGUAGAAGAUCUGGGGAUGCUGGAGCACAUCCAGAAAGGCAAGGUGAUCAGGAGAGUAGAGGGGAGACGAAUGAAAGCACUCCUGAACUGUGUCCUUUCAUAACUCGAACAAGAACUCGUCAUAGGCGAUAUCGCCGUCGUCUCAAUGACAGGAGUAGUAGCAGCAGUAGUCCUGAGAGCAGCUCUGACUCUUCAAGUGAUGAGAGGCCUCAUGAUGCUGCAAGUACCAGCAGUGCUGCAGCAGUCCCAGAUGAUUCUGACAGCUCCGGUGACAGUUCCCUAACAAGGAGUAUUUUUGCUUUGCACAGAGGUUUACAUGCUACACAGCGUUUCCAAGAGCGCAUGGGCUUGGAUAGUGAUGAUACAUGGAGUCAUUUUGAUUCUGAUGAUUCUGAGAGUGAUGCAGAAGAGGGUGCUGGAAAAGAAGAAAAUGAGGAAGAGAAAAAAUACAAUAAAUGUUUGUCAAAAGAGGUCCCAAAACAUAAGUGGAAUGUUACUACAUCAGUAAUUAACAGACAGAUUGGUAUGCGUACUCAUCAACAAGAGCCACAACUUUUUCAACAGCAUUGCUAUGGUUCUUUACAUUGUGUUAAACGUCUGGAACUGAUGUAUAAAUUGGAUGAGCACCGUGGAUGUGUUAAUGCUAUAAGCUUUAACCAGUCAGGAACUCGUCUUGCUUCUGGCUCAGAUGAUAAAAAGAUUAUUGUGUGGGAUUGGGCAAUAGGCAAGAGCAUUCUUACGUACAGUAGUGGACACAACAGCAAUGUAUUUCAGGCAAAGUUUUUACCCAUGAGUGGUGAUAACCAUAUAGUGUCUUCUGCCCGAGAUGGUCAAGUCAGACUUGCUGUUCUAUCUUCAACUGGGGAAUGCCGAAGUACACGGAGGCUUGCCCAUCAUCGUAAACCUGUCAACAAACUUGCUCUCCUCCCAGAAACACCUCAUGUGUUUUUAAGUGCAGGGGAGGAUGGACGGGUUAUGGCUAUUGAUGUCCGGGGCACCAAACAGACAACGCUUGUUACUGUAGAAGAUGGUACAAGAAGAAAGAUAGGGUUGUAUUCUGUUGAUGCACAUCCCUUGAAUAGUGACGAGUUCUGUGUUUGUGGAGUAGAUUACUUCAUCCGCGUAUAUGAUAAACGCAAGAUAGAUCUUAAUGGUGCACCUAUGAAAAAAUUCUGCCCCAGUCAUAUAUAUGGCACCAACAAGUAUACAACUGUUACCUGUGCCUUAUAUAACCAUGAUGGCUCAGAGAUCAUUGGAUCCUACAAUGAUGAAAGUCUGUAUCUGUUUGACUCUCGGCAUUCUGAUGGUGCAGAUUUUGUUCAUAAAUAUGAAGGGCACAGAAACAGUGUGACAGUGAAGAGCUGUGACUUUUUUGGGCCUAAUAGUGAAUAUAUUAUGUCUGGAUCAGACUGUGGAAAUAUUUAUUUCUGGGACAAGAAUACUGAGGCAAUAGUGCAAUUCAUGCGUGGCGAUGAGAAAGGAGUGGUGAAUGCCUUAGUUGGACACCCACAGUUUCCUAUUCUUGCAACAAGUGGAUUAGAUUCUGAUGUGAAGAUAUGGGUGCCAUCUUGUGAACAGGAUCCAGAGAUGAAAGAUCUUAAACGGGUGGUCUCAAAGAAUAUGCGUGCAAGAGUAAUUGACCAACCUUACCGCAUGGACGUAUUUGAAAGUCAUAUGGAGGAUCUGGACCGUCAAUUUGGUGUCAACAUUCGUCACCUUGGAGGCAGCCAGGCUUUACAGCUUGUAAGGCUCGGUGCUCAGUUUAGGGGUAAUUCAAAUCCGGGGUCAUCUAGUUCUGACAGCAGCGACAGCGAUGGUUAUGCAAACCCUCUGCAAUGCCCUACAUCUUAAAAGGACCCUAAGGUAAAUGGCCCAUUAUUUGACUUUUAGUGACCUCCUUGUGAUUCUUGAACUUAUCAAGUCAGAAAUGCUUUCUGAUCUAAGCUCCCAUAAUUUUGAUGGAAACAUGAAAUAUCUGAUAAUUGUAUUAUUUCAUUGAUUCUUUUAUUUUGUGUCAAUAGUUCCAACAUGAGUGGGUGCAUGUAGGUUGGGUGUUCUUGGAAAAUUUAACAGUGAUAACCUGUGAUGUAUGGGUGUAUAUUUAUACCCAUAUUAUGCUACUGUUAAUUAAGUUUUACAUUAGUGUAUCAGUAGUAACAAAUUUUAUUUUGCACUUCCUCCAUUGCUAAACAGCCUCAAAGACUUUGUUGGAUUGUGUGACUUUGAAAUUUGGCUUCAUAUCCCUUAUGAAAUUGCUUUGACAUUUGCUGCCUCAUUUACUGUGGUAACAAGAAUCUUUCAUUUAUGAUUAAUUAUUUAGUUUGCUAAAUUUCAUCUCUUUUAAAUCUGGUUUUCUUCCUGAUGCUAUUUGUGUUGAGAGUGAAUAAUGCAGAUUGCAAUGUGGAAAACAAAAUUGCUCAAUUCAAACUGCUUGUGUCUCCCCAGGUUUGAGACAGUUUAUGUUUGUCAAAUAUUCUAUUUAAAGUCAGGAUUCAGACUGAAGUACUUUUAUCUAUAAAUUUUCAUCUUGAUAAAUCUUAAGAAUUUUAAACAGAGAUUACUAGUAAAUAUUAAAAUGAACAAUUUUGUACCUACCUGCAGUUUUUUCUAUAUUCUUUGAAACAUAAAAAAUUAUUUAAUUUACUUCUGAAUCGACCUGGCUCUAAAUAGAUGGCUUUGCAACUGAACAUUAGGAAGCAUCAAGAAUGGAAAAAAAUAAUCUGUGAUUUGUGUGAAGAUGUGACUGAAAGUAGUACUAUUCAAUUCUUUUCCCACUUAAAGUUAUUGUUUAGGUACUUUAGCAUGCAUGCAUGGUCUCUUGUGAGUAACAACUCUUGUACUGAAUUGAAGAUUAUGUUUUGUAGAUAAGUCUUAUGGGUGCAAUUAUACCAAACAAUGCAGAAACCACAGAAUGUGUUUUUGAUGAAUGGGAUUUUAGUUGAGUUAUCGGUCAAUUGUUAAUGCAAGUGGUAAUAAUUGCUGGAACAAACAUUUGGUUCAGUUUUACCAGAGAGGUUUGCUUAGUUGUUAUAUGUUGCUGUUCAUGAAAAGUAUAAUGUGUGUUUAGUGUAUGUAAUAAACUACUGAAAAUGAA
This is a messenger RNA of Frankliniella occidentalis (western flower thrips), 3641 nucleotides long. Its product is annotated as DDB1- and CUL4-associated factor 8. The coding region runs from base 242 to 2398 and encodes 718 amino acids. Gene Ontology annotation, molecular function: protein binding. Lineage: Eukaryota; Metazoa; Arthropoda; Insecta; Thysanoptera; Thripidae. The transcript has 12 exons. The record is from RefSeq and is a predicted model, not a curated record. Gene Ontology annotation, cellular component: Cul4-RING E3 ubiquitin ligase complex; cytoplasm.